Physeter macrocephalus (sperm whale) is the source of this 3054-nucleotide messenger RNA. RefSeq names its product WD repeat domain 73 (gene WDR73). Gene Ontology annotation, biological process: cytoplasmic microtubule organization. Bases 135 to 1280 code for a protein of 381 amino acids. Gene Ontology annotation, molecular function: protein binding. The record is from RefSeq and is a predicted model, not a curated record. Gene Ontology annotation, cellular component: cytosol; spindle pole. Lineage: Eukaryota; Metazoa; Chordata; Mammalia; Artiodactyla; Physeteridae. The transcript is spliced from 8 exons.
CAUGGAGCCCGCGGAGGACUGGCUGGUGGAAUCCUUGCGCUUGUAAAUCGUGUGGGCCUGGGACUUGGAAUCCGGACCUGGAGCUAGCUUGGGGGCGGACGGGCGCGGCAUGGAGCACGCAGGGAACCCGCGGCAUGUGGGGCGGGACCUGUACGGAGGACUCCGCCUGGGCCUCGGCUCCCGCAGCUGGGAAAUGGCACCUUCCUGUGUACCAGGAUUUCCAUGCAUUCGACCUCUCGGGAGCCACUCGAGUCCUUGAAUGGAUUGGUGACAAAGGAAUCUUGGUUGCUGGCUAUGAAAGCCUGAAAAAAAAUGAGAUUCUUCAUCUGUUAUUACCUCUCAGACUUUCUGUAAAAGAAAACCAGGGCUUGUUCCCUGAAAGAGAUUUCAAGGUACGCCAUGGAGGAUUUUCAGACAGGUCUGUCUUUGAUCUGAAGUAUGUGCCAGACACCAGGUUGCUGGUGACCAGUGGCCUUCCCGGUUGUUACCUGCAGGUGUGGCAGGUUGCGGAGGACAGCGAUGUCAUUAAGGCUGUCAGCACCAUUGAUGUGCACGAGAAGGAGGGGCGUGUCUGGCCCAGGGUGGCCAUCUUCUCGUCGGCGGCGCCUGGAGUCCUCCACGGGGCCAGGCUCAGCAGUCUGAAGGUGGUGGAUCUGGAAUCGCAGAAGACCACGUACAGCUCAGGUGUCAGUGACGGCGAGUUGCUGAGUAGCCUGCAGGUCCUGGACGCAGCCACCUUUGCCUUCUGCUGCACCUCGGGCCGCCUGGGGCUUGUCGACACCCGCCAGAAGUGGGCCCCAUCAGAGAACCUCAGGCCCGGCUCUGGGUCCACUGGAGGGAGGUGGUGUGCAGAAGCUGGGGGCCGGGGCCCCGGGCCCAGCAUGGCCAGCCUUGGCUCGGACGGGCAGCUCUGUCUUCUUGACCCCCGGGAUCUCUGCCAGCCGGUGAGCUUGGUCCAGUGCCCAGUGUCCACGCCUAGCCCUGACCCAGAGCUGCUGCGAGUGACUUGGGCUCCAGGCCUGGACAACUGCUUGGCCAUUUCAGGUUUUGAUGGGACGGUCCAGGUCUAUGACGUCACGUCUUGGGGUGGAAUGGGGCGCCAAGUAGAACCUCUCUUCACUCACAAAGGUCACAUCUUCCUAGACGACAAUGGGAUGGACACUGCUCCACUGGUCACCACCCACACCUGGCACCCCUGCAAACCGAGGACUUUGUUGUCCGCAGCAAGUGAUGCCUCUCUGCACGUAUGGGACUGGGUGGACCUCCAUGCUGCCCACUGACUCCAGCAUCUUUCCGCCCAGGCCCUAGGAAGCUGCUGUGUAGCAAGGAUAUUGAUUCAGGAUUCAUGUGACCACAGAGCCCUGUUACCAGCUGAGUGGCCGUGGGCAAGUUAACCAGCCUCUCAGUCCCAGUUUCUUUAUUUGUAGAAUGAGACUGGUAAUAACUACCUGGCAGGACUGUUGGGAAAGUUAGAAGUAACAUAUUUUAAAAUAACUGGUAAGGGGACUUCCCUGGUGGUACAGUGGUUAAGACUUCAUGCUCCCAAUGCAGGGGGCCCGGGUUCGAUCCCUGGUCAGGGAACUAGAUCCCACGUGUAUGCUGCAACUAAGAGUUCGUGUGCCACAACUAAGGAGCCCACCUGCUGCAACUAAGGAGCCCAUGUGCUGCAACUAAGGCUCCCGCAAGCCACAACUAAGGAGCCCACCUGCUGCACCUAAGACCCAGCACAACCAAAUAAAUAAUAAAAAAUAAUAAUAAUAACUGGUAGGAUGGAGGCAUGGCACAAUAAAUAUUUGGUAGCUACUCUUAGAUCUGGGAGCCCCAUUUCCCCCAAGUGUAAAAUGGCAGCGUUUUACCCCUGUCUGCAUUCACAAUAUCAUGGAAUCUGAAGAGCCAACGAAUGUAAACAGGUUUUGUGAACUUUUUUACAGAAGUGAAAAUGUAUAGUGACAGAUAAUCAUGAAAAAAGUCAACCCCAGUAGCAAUGAAGGAAAUAGCAAUUAAAAUAAGAUUAUGCCAUUUUUAUGUACUAAAUUGCCAAAUUUUAAAACAUUUUUGCCUUGAACAGCUGAUAGAGGUUACAUGGUACACAAUUCAGAAGGUACAGAGGAGCAGCUUGGUUCUUUAUCCCAGUUGUAUGAUGUACCAUUGUUCAGUUGAACCAUAAUUUAUAUAUCCAGGCUUCUGUUAUGUGGCAUUUAAAAUGUUCUAAUCCUUUGAAAUUACAAGUAGUGUGUACAGCUUUUGUAUCCAUGAACAAUAUGUCUGUAGAAUACAUUUCUAAGAAUAAAACUGCUAAGGCAGAGGAUGUGAGCAUUUUUCAAUUUUAUAAAUACUGUCAAAGUGCCCUCCAUAGAGAUUAUGCCACUUUAUGACGGCAACGAUGAUGAUCGGUCUGAUUCUCUUAACCUCACCACCACUCUCCUUAGUGGCUUUUUGACCUUUGCCAGUCUGAUAAAUGAAAAAUCAUUAUUUGUACUUUUGGUCUGCAUUUCUCUUAUGUGUGAAGUUGAGACUCUUCACAUAUUUAAAAGUUUUGGGGCAGCUGUUUUUAAAGGUGGUAACAGCCAGCGUGGGGAGCUAGGCAUUCUCAUCAUUACCACCUGCAGCUGGCGUUCAGGCAGAGACUGGCCACCCUCCUCUCGGGCGGUUCUCACUGGAACACGGCCUUCACCAGAGUGAUGCUUUCCAACCCCUGCCCCCCAGGGGAGUAGGCCCAAAGGACAUUUCUUUUUGGCGGCCUGUAGCAAAUAUGAAAGUGUACCUGCAUGUGAUUCCUCACUGUCACAUUUGUUAAAGGAUUUUCAGCAAUUUUCUUGUUGAAAUUAUUUGAUUACUAGUCACAGUUUGGGCUCUGAUUUUUUUUAAAAAUAGCUUUAUUGAGAUAUAAUUCACAUACCAUACAAUUCACCCAUUUAAAAUGUACAAUUUAAUGGGUUUUGGUAUAUUACUUUAUUAGUUUUUUUUGCGGUACGCGGGCCUCUCACUGUUGUGGCCUCUCCCGUUGCGGAGCCCAGGCUCCGGACGCGCAGGCUCAGCGGCCAUGGUUCACGG